This is a messenger RNA of Linum tenue, 2327 nucleotides long. The record is from the annotation of a GenBank genome assembly. Lineage: Eukaryota; Viridiplantae; Streptophyta; Magnoliopsida; Malpighiales; Linaceae.
AAAAUCCAGCUCUGUUUUCUCUCUCUCUCUCUCUUCUCUGUCACUCUCUGCAAACUGAAUCACUCUGUCCACCGCCAUGAACAGCACCGCCCCAAUCGAGCCGCAUCCACAUUCCAAUUCAAUGCUCUGUGUUCCCCUUUAAUUUCCCGAAACAAACCCCCUCGCCGGAGUUGAAACCCAUUUUCCCGAUCAGAGGAAAGGGGGAAUAAAUAGAGAAGAAUUCUCGACGGUGGGAGGGGGGUGAUUUUGUGGCGGUGAACGGUACUGAUGACGGACCAAUUAUCAAAACCCACCUCAAUUUUCGGAUUGAAGCUAUGGGUAAUCGUCGGCGUAUGCGCCGGAGCUUCCUUCGUGAUACUCCUCUUCCUAAUCACACUCUGGCUCGCCUCCAAGCGGUCCUCCAAAUCCCGGGCCAACGCCGCCGCCGUCGACGCAGCCGGCGGUAGCCGCCACGCGAUCCCGGCCGUAUCGAAGGAGAUCCAGGAGAUCAGAAUCGACCCCGUCAAGACCAAUGCCGCCGCCGCCAACCAGGCCGACGCGGGUCCCGUCGGCAACGAGAGGCUGACCCUCCUCGUGCCCAAUUCGUCCUCCGGCGACGCGAUUCGCGGCGGAGGAGGCAGCAACGGGUCGUACUACCACCACGGCGGCGGGGUUCAGGUGGAAAUCGGGAGGGGGCACAACAAGAUUCUGUACCCCGGUGGGUCGUCCGGCGAAGGAGGCCUCCUUCCUCGCGGCGGAAGCGGAAGCAGCGGCGGCGGCGGAGGAGGAAGCAGCCACGGCCGUGGGGGUUCGGCGACGGUGAUUCCCGAUGUGUCACAUUUGGGCUGGGGACACUGGUACACUCUGCGAGAGCUGGAGGAAGCUACGGACUGUUUCGCCGACGGGAACGUCGUCGGCGAGGGCGGAUACGGCAUCGUUUACCACGGUGUUUUGCAGGAUCGGACCCAGGUCGCCGUAAAAAAUUUGCUCAACAACAGGGGACAAGCUGAAAGGGAAUUCAAGGUAGAAGUGGAAGCCAUUGGAAGGGUUCGGCAUAAGAAUUUAGUAAGGCUGCUUGGCUAUUGCGCUGAAGGAGCUCAAAGAAAUUUAUGCAGGAUGUUAGUUUAUGAGUAUGUGAACAAUGGGAAUUUGGAGCAGUGGCUCCAUGGAGAAGUAGGGCCUAGCAGCCCUCUUACAUGGGAGAUCAGAAUGAAUGUUAUUCUGGGAGCUGCCAAAGGGUUAGCUUACCUUCACGAGGGUUUAGAACCGAAAGUGGUCCAUCGGGACGUGAAAUCGAGCAACAUUUUGCUCGACCAGCAGUGGAAUGCCAAGGUCUCGGACUUCGGCCUGGCUAAGCUCCUAAACUCGGAGAGGAGCUACAUUACCACAAGGGUGAUGGGAACGUUUGGGUACGUGGCACCAGAAUACGCAAGCACGGGGAUGUUGAACGAGAGCAGUGACGUUUACAGCUUUGGGAUUCUUGUCAUGGAGAUUAUAAGUGGGAGGAACCCAGUCGAUUACGCCAGGCCUCCUGAAGAGGUGAACCUAGUUGAUUGGAUCAAGAAGAUGGUUACGAGCAGAAAUGCAGAAGGGGUGUUGGAUCCCAAGCUACAGGAGAAGCCGUGUUCAAGGGCGUUGAAGCGAGCUCUUCUGGUAGCUCUACGCUGCGUUGAUCCCAACUCGCAGAAACGGCCCAAAAUGGGACACAUUGUACAUAUGCUAGAGGCUGAUGAUUCCUUUAGAGAAGAUCGUCGAGCUGGAAAGGACCCGACAAACCAACGAUCAUGCAGGGCGAAAGACGGGUUGCUAGACAAGCAGGUGACAGAAUCAGGUGGUGGUGCUGGGAGUAGUCGCAAAAGUGGGCCUGAAAGUGCGGUGGGAGCUAUAGAGGCAAGAUGACAACUAUCUAUCCAGAGUAAAGAAAGACCCUACCGGGAGGAGAUUUCCAGCUGAGCUUACAGCAACUUGCUUGGGCCAGGGGCAACCAGUAAUUCAUUAUUCAUCCCUAUGUACAGAACUCAGUCGAACGCUUUAUCAAUUUGCAUUCUCUUUCCCCAUAAUUCAUGCCUUCAGUUUUUCCUACUUCUAAAGCUGUACCACAAGGUUCCACAUUCAUACAUCUCCAAUCAAAGGAAGAAAGAAAUACAAAUUCACUUCCAAAUGUGCCAUUUCCAGGUGACUGCGUCUGGUUUUUUUGCAGUAGAAGAGGACUUGGAGUGCAAGGUAAAAGAAGUGGUCUUAUGUUUCCAGUAACAAACAAAAGGGGCUGGGAAGGAAGUGAGCCCUUUACUUCUUUUCCAGAAGAACAAUGGUCCCAAUACUCCUUGUUCCCUCCUCCCCACCAAUUC